Molecule: messenger RNA, 411 nt
Organism: Lathyrus sativus (Indian pea)
Lineage: Eukaryota; Viridiplantae; Streptophyta; Magnoliopsida; Fabales; Fabaceae
Source: the annotation of a GenBank genome assembly
AUGGCUGACUUCAUUCGUUCUCGUUAUUUUGUUGGGUUUGGGGGAAGAAGUGGAGAUUAUCGAACGAGGAUAAAGGAUCUAAUUACGUCGAAAGAAUUGAACGAGGAGCCGUAUGCGAGUGGCAGUAAGGAUGACUUAUCUGUCAAUUUUGACACUAUUAACCCGAAAAAACCAAACUCUGCGUUACGUAAAGCUGCCAGAGUACGCUUAACCUCAGGAUUUGUAAUUACUGCUUAUAUACCUGGUAUUGCCCAUAAUUUACAAGAACAUUCUGUAGUCUUAGUAAGAGGGGGAAGGGUUAAGGAUUUACCUGGUGUGAGAUAUCACAUUGUUCGAGGACCCCUAGAUGCUGGCGGAGUAAGGGAUCGUCAACAAGGGCGUUCAAAAUAUGGAGCCAAAAAGCCAAAAUAA